CACCGGAAGCAUUUUUAUCCUCCGCAAAACCACAAUAUCGUGUCCUCGCAACUUUUUAACUGGUAAAUAUCCGUAGCAGAACUUUGAAUUUUGUGCUUGGGAAAUUCUUUUUGUUUUUUUUCGUGUUUAUUACUUUUUUCCUUGGAUUCCGAAGACUUUCGUGGAGGACGAAAUUUUCAGUCGAUUUCGACACUUUAAUCGUAUCGGAUGGUGUUUUCCUGAUUUUUUUUCUUAUUGCACCAGAAUGGUGAUUUUUUUGUUGGAAAGUUGAGACUGUGAAUCGGAAAUGACAAACACCAAAGGGAUUCGACCACCAAUUUGGGAGGCCUCUCGGAGGCCAAUGUUUGUCAAAUCUGUCUGGCUGGACAAUCAGGGGUAUCGUCAUAUAAUCCUGGACGGUGUCACGACAAAGAAACGCGCAAAUUGUCCCACAGUUCAACGAGAAAAUAAUAAAGAGAUCGGAGAAAAUUUUGACGCGAGCUGCGAACAAAGUCCCUUGGAGCUUGUGGGAUCAUCCGACAUUCUGACCAUAAACCCCAAUCCCAAAGAGUCUAAUUUGGCUCGAAAUCAACACAAAUUGUGCAGGAAGCUAUUUAAAAGUCGCUAUAGUGUUGAAGUCUUGAGGAAACACCUCACUGGAAGUGUAAGAGGAGGCCAUCAGGACGUAGGUGGUCGACCAGGAGGAAAACCAGGCGAGGAGUCUGGAUCAAGUGGCGGGAAUUUGCGAGACAGUGAAGUGAUCGUGAUCAGUGAGCAGAGCAAAAAUCAACUAACAGAACGGGUUCUUCAGUGGCUGGAUCUCGCUGGAAAGAACACCCUCGUGAGACCAGAGAGUGAAGUAGCGUCCAAAGAUACUUCUGCGGGCGGUGUAACCCAAAGACGCAUUUUCACCGCAGAAGUCAAUCGAAAACUCCCAAAUCAGGGAUUACCGUGCCUCAAACGCACUGAAUCUGUCCAUCAUCUCUCAAUAACCCUCAACGAAGAGGAUUCUGGCGAGGCUUCGCGGUCAGACACCUCUGGACAGACACCAAGAAUAAAAUUUGGAGAUUUCUUUCCGGUAACGUAUCGCUGUUCCCGGAAAUUUCUCUCACACAGCUCCUACCGGAAUCGCCUAAAUUCCCCACCAACCUACAUGAACACCCCAAUGGCUCAGUCAGCGGGACGGGGCAAGGUAGCAGCAGGAGUGGGAAGCAAUGGGAGGAAGACAUUACCUGAGCACGCGAAUCGCAAUGACAAAAAUAGAAAACAACAAUUCUCCAGUGCGGUGACAUCGUCGUCAACAGGAGGAAAAUUAGGGAAAAAUGACAGUAUUGAAAAUCAAUACCGUGGCAUAAUCCAUCGACAGCUCCUGGAGACAUCGUGCAAUACGCAAAUUGCCAAGCGACAACUGCACAUCUUUAUGCCCAAUCUACCCAAUAAAACCAAGGGGGAUUGCGACAGUUGCCUCAGCAGUGACUUGUCCAAGAAGUCACAUAGUUAGAUCAAUGCCUCCUUCCCGCCCUCAAAAUCUCAAGCAUUUUUUCCCCUCUUCCACUCACCUGGUACGAAAGAUUCGUGACAUCACGGGCCUGGAAGCGUGACCUCAGUGGCGGAUCCAAUGGGGCUCCACGGUACUUUGGCACUGGCAAUCCCAGAGCUAUCACCCGGAAGUCCUCAGAUACCCUCACGAGACCCCAUCGAGUCAAUUCUUCAGUCCCAUAUUGUUCCAGAAGUUUGUCGUAUCUGUGAAGUUUCCAUUAGUCACAAUUAAUUUACUAUUAAACUUUCAAAAGACUUUAGACGAGGAAUAAAUCUUUAAGUCCUAUUGAUAA
Messenger RNA from Phlebotomus papatasi, 1811 nucleotides. RefSeq lists its product as uncharacterized. The coding region runs from base 287 to 1480 and encodes 397 amino acids. The record is from RefSeq and is a predicted model, not a curated record. The transcript is spliced from 2 exons. Lineage: Eukaryota; Metazoa; Arthropoda; Insecta; Diptera; Psychodidae.